UCCAGAAGGUCUCGCUCUCUCUUUGCUCAAAUCACAGGAAAUCGGAAGACCACACACUGGAGUUACAGUUUAGAGGAAGAAGACGCACUCUCUCUCUCUCUCUCUCUCUCCACCAAAUCGGAAUCAAAAUCGGAACGGAAAUGAGCGAGGAGGCAAAGAGACUCGGCGCCGGAGCUCUCGUAGUCUCCGGCGAUCGGAAGCCAUCGCCGCCUUCUCAGGCCAAGAAAUUCAUCAUCAAGAGCGCCGACAUGAAGGACGACAUGCAGAAGGAGGCCGUCGAUAUUGCCAUAGCCGCGUUUGAGAAGUGUAGUGUAGAGAAGGAUGUGGCGGAGCACAUAAAGAAGGAGUUUGACACGAAGUACGGCCCUACCUGGCACUGUAUCGUCGGAAAAAAUUUCGGUUCUUAUGUGACUCACGAGACAAAUCAUUUUGUGUACUUCUAUUUGGACUCGAAAGCUGUAUUGUUGUUCAAGUCAGGUUAAGCAUGGUGGGACAUUGUCAGGUACGAUAAUGAUGAUAUGAUAACGACGAUGAUGAUUGUGUUGUUGCAAUCUAGUCGUAUGUACUAUUUGAAUACUCCUGUCCCCAACCUGUAUAUCUCUCCAAACACGAACUUUCUUCAGCUUCUACGGGACCUGUAUUUCAGUGGGUGUUCAAUUCGUCUUUUCAUUA
This is a messenger RNA of Diospyros lotus (date-plum), 672 nucleotides long. RefSeq lists its product as uncharacterized. The record is from RefSeq and is a predicted model, not a curated record. Gene Ontology annotation, cellular component: dynein complex. Gene Ontology annotation, biological process: microtubule-based process. NCBI's taxonomy places the organism in Eukaryota, Viridiplantae, Streptophyta, Magnoliopsida, Ericales, Ebenaceae. Bases 141 to 482 code for a protein of 113 amino acids. Gene Ontology annotation, molecular function: dynein light intermediate chain binding; dynein intermediate chain binding. The transcript is spliced from 3 exons.